This is a messenger RNA of Alnus glutinosa, 2403 nucleotides long. Its product is annotated as serine/threonine protein phosphatase 2A regulatory subunit B''beta-like. The coding region runs from base 280 to 1899 and encodes 539 amino acids. The transcript is spliced from 13 exons. Gene Ontology annotation, molecular function: protein phosphatase regulator activity; calcium ion binding. Gene Ontology annotation, cellular component: protein phosphatase type 2A complex. Gene Ontology annotation, biological process: protein dephosphorylation. Lineage: Eukaryota; Viridiplantae; Streptophyta; Magnoliopsida; Fagales; Betulaceae. The record is from RefSeq and is a predicted model, not a curated record.
CCAUUUCUCACAAUUUCAGGUGUCAUUUUACGAAUCUCUCUCAUUUUCUUUUGCAAUCGCAUCUGACAAAAACUUUCCCUCACUUUCUCUCCCUUUUUCCUUCUCUCCAAUCACCGGUCCUCCAAUUCCUCAAGGAUCUGGGGUUUCUCCCGCUUACUUCCCCCUCCAAAUCAAAACCGCAUUGAAUCUCGAAAUUCAACUUCUUCGAGCUUCGAUUCGUUGUAGGGUUUUCUUGAUUUGGCAAUUGUGGAUGAGAGAGAGACAAGGGGUCCGGUUCUGAUGAGCAUGGAGAUCGUGACCGAUGCGGCGUCGUUCGACGCCGAACUGGUGCAGCUUCCGGAGGUAUCUCCCUUGGCCCUCAAAUCGAAUCCGGCCUUCGUCGAGAAGCUCUUCGAGCAGUGGCUCUCGCUUCCCGACUCUAAUCGGCAGGUAGCGUCAUUGCUCACUGAAGCAAAGGCGGGCGGUCCCUUGAAUGUCCCUGGAAACUCUUCGAGUCCACAUGCUUCCACAAGCAAUUCUUUGCCUUCUAUGUUUCCUGCAGGCAGUGCCCCGCCACUUUCACCGAGAAGUACAUCUGGUUCUCCUCGGAUAAUGAAACAGAGGGCCGGUCCUUCUAAUUUGGGUUCACCCCUGAAAGUAGUUAGCGAGCCAGUUAAAGAAUUGAUACCUCAGUUUUACUUUCAAAAUGGUCGUCCACCACCAAAUGAACUAAAAGAGCAAUGUUUCUUUAGAAUUAAUCAGUUUUUCUAUGGCCACUUGGAUGGACUGCAGAUGCAUGAAUUUAAAUCAGUUACUAAGGAUGUCUGCAAGCUACCAUCAUUCUUCUCCAUGUCUCUUUUCAGAAAGAUUGAUGUUAAUAGCACUGGUCUUGUCAGAAGGGAUGCUUUUGUUGAUUAUUGGGUUAAUGGCAACUUGUUGACAAUGGAUAUAGCAACUCAAAUAUAUACCAUCUUGAAGCAACCAGAUGCCGAAUUCCUUACUCAGGAUGACUUCAAACCUGUGCUUCGAGAACUUUUGGCAACUCAUCCAGGGUUGGAGUUUUUACAGAGCACACCAGAGUUUCAGGAAAGAUACGCUGAAACUGUAAUAUACAGAAUAUUUUACUACAUAAAUAGAUCUGGGAAUGGUCAUCUAAAUCUCAGGGAGCUGAAACGUGGAAACUUAAUUGAUGCAAUGCAACAUGCAGAUGAAGAAGAGGAUAUCAACAAAGUUUUGAGGUACUUCUCUUAUGAACAUUUUUAUGUUAUAUACUGCAAGUUUUGGGAGCUGGAUACGGAUCAUGAUUUUUUUAUCGACAAAGAGAACCUUAUCAGAUAUGGUAACCAUGCGCUUACCUACCGGAUUGUUGAUAGAAUAUUCUCUCAGGUUCCUAGGAAGUUCACUAGUAAAGUUGAGGGAAAGAUGGGAUAUGAAGAUUUUGUCUACUUCAUACUCUCAGAGGAGGAUAAAUCAUCUGAACCUAGUCUUGAGUACUGGUUCAAAUGCAUAGAUCUGGAUGGAAAUGGGAUUCUGACACGGAAUGAACUACAAUUCUUUUAUGAGGAGCAGUUGCAUCGAAUGGAAUGCAUGGCCCAAGAGCCUGUGCUCUUCGAGGAUAUAUUGUGCCAAAUAAUCGACAUGAUUGGGCCUGAGAAUGAGAGCUAUAUCACACUGCGUGACCUGAAAGGAUGUAGACUUUCGGGAAGUGUAUUCAAUAUCCUUUUUAACCUUAAUAAGUUUAUGGCCUUUGAAACUCGUGAUCCAUUUCUCAUUCGUCAGGAACGUGAGAAUCCAACAUUGACAGAGUGGGAUCGCUUUGCGCAUAGAGAAUAUAUUAGGCUUUCAAUGGAGGAAGAUGUUGAAGAUGCCUCUAAUGGGAGUGCAGAAGUUUGGGAUGAAUCACUUGAGGCUCCUUUCUGAGUUCAAUUAGGUCCUCCCAAGGAAGCUGCGGAUUCUUCUUGUAAACUGGCUGUUAAAGAAACUGUUGAACUCAGGUAUGAGUUGUUGAAUGAGCUGUCCAGAUAGCCGCGACCUCAUCAGAGGGAAAUUCUGGGCUUGGCUGUGUGGAAUGGAUUUUUGAUGCGUUGGAAGUAAAUUAUUCAGAUCGUUGUGUUUAUUGAAUUGACAAACAAUGAGGAGAGUUACAAAGGAACCUCCCUUUACUCAUACGAAGCUGUCUCCUGGAGGUGUGAUUAUAUAAUGGCAGAUUGAGGUAGUUCGGAGUAUUUAAUGUAUUUGAUUAUAUUCCUUUUUCAAUUAUCCUUGUUUAUGUCAUUUUUGCCGCUCCCCCCCCCCCUCCCAAAAGAGUUAGUGGAUGGUUCUUUUAGUACUUCAAUUUCUAUUGUAAUGUGCUGGGAAGUGCUUUUAGCAAAAAAAUUUCUUAAAUUAUGGUCAUUGGUCAAUUUGAUUCUAAUAGUUUCUCUA